AUGACUGGUAGUAUGAGCUCAUCAACUAGCAACACAAGUUCUUUGAUAUCAUUCACAUCAACGACUACACCUGCAAGUGCGUCUUGUGUAUUAGUAUGCAAUACUAAUGCAACCACAUCUACGCCGUUGAUAGCCAUAUCAUCAGCAGCGGAGACCAAUCAGCGAAAUUCAGAUGAUUUUUCGUUAAAACUUGGCUUAGGUUUAGGUUUAGGUCUGGGAUUUUUAUUGUUUGCAUUAGUAGCAUGUGCUUUGUGUUGUUGUCAUUCUUGUUGCUGCUGUAAUACAGCGGUGAUGGAUGCAGGAGAAGCUGAAGAACAAGUGGAAGAUGUUGAGCCUGUAUUGGUGGUCAAGAAACCUUUUUUAGUUGGAAUAAAAGAACUUGUUCGCCCAAGAUUGCAUAGUAAAUAUGUUCAACGUGUCUGGUAA
This is a messenger RNA of Didymodactylos carnosus, 426 nucleotides long. The record is from the annotation of a GenBank genome assembly. Lineage: Eukaryota; Metazoa; Rotifera; Eurotatoria; Philodinida; Philodinidae.